AUGUCUUCUUCGGGUGAAUUCAGUCAAUCUGUCUUUUCGAUGUGCACAUUCAAUCCAUUCGGGGAGCUACUGCAGGUGGACUAUGCCAACAACUGUGCCAGGAAGGGUGAGCCGGCUGUGGGCGUUGUGACCCUAGACGGCGUGGUGUUGGCCACCCAGAAGAGGUUUAAAAUGAAAUAUGCCAUCGGCGAUUCGGUGGAGAAGGUGCAACAAAUCGGCCCCACCACGGGCAUAACCUUUUCAGGCCUGUUUCCCGACUUUCGUAUCGUCACCAAGCUGUUCCGCAAGACGGUUUCAGAAUUCGAGCUCCUUCACGGCGGCUCAUGGCAUAUGGAGUGUCUAAUGCAAUCCCUGACCGCUUCCAUGCAGCAGCUGACCCAGACGACAGGAGUGCGUCCCUUCGGCUUAUUCGUGCUGCUCGCCGGCUGGGAUGAUGAUGAACACGGCCAGCUCUACUUCCUGGAUUCCGCUGGCAGCCAUACGCCCUACAAGGCCUGCGCCGCCGGCAGGCAAAUGGAGGAGCGCACGCUCUUCCUGGACAAGCACUUCAAGAAGUCCAUGGAUGCCGAAGACGGAGUAUCGUUGGCAGUCCAGGCCCUAACGGGCCCAAAGGACUUGACCCCCGAUCAGAUUGAGGUGGCAGUUGUCGAGGACUAUGGGAUGUAUCGUAUUCAUGAGGAGACCAUUGCCAGAUAUAUUUAAAAUACCAGUGGGGCUGCUGGGGAACGGUGGAAAUGAAACAUAGCACAAUUCACAAUGCGAUUUGAACAGAGGGGGCGAAACAUUUAUAUUACAAUUCACGGGA
Drosophila navojoa is the source of this 805-nucleotide messenger RNA. Its product is annotated as proteasome subunit alpha type-2. Gene Ontology annotation, cellular component: proteasome core complex. The record is from RefSeq and is a predicted model, not a curated record. Lineage: Eukaryota; Metazoa; Arthropoda; Insecta; Diptera; Drosophilidae.